Aquila chrysaetos chrysaetos is the source of this 423-nucleotide messenger RNA. Its product is annotated as scale keratin-like. Gene Ontology annotation, cellular component: intermediate filament. Lineage: Eukaryota; Metazoa; Chordata; Aves; Accipitriformes; Accipitridae. The record is from RefSeq and is a predicted model, not a curated record. Gene Ontology annotation, molecular function: structural constituent of cytoskeleton.
AUGUCUUGCUACGACCUGUGCUCCACUGCUGUUGGUGGCAUCAACUGCCCCCAGCCCCUUGCUGACAGUGGGAAUGAACUGUGUGUCUGUCAGUGCCCUGACUCUACAACUGUGAUCCAGCCACCUCCAGUCAUCAUCACCUUCCCCGGCCCCAUGCUUAGCUCCUUCCCACAGGAUUCAGUUGUGGGAUCCUCUGGAGCACCUGUCCUUGGGGGCUAUGGGAGCUCCCUUGGCUAUGGGCAUUAUGGCUCCCUGGGCUAUGGGGGUCUGAAUAGCUAUGGGGGCUCCUCCCUGGGUUGUGGGGCUCUGUAUGGCUAUGGGGGCUCUCUGGGUUACAGGGGCCUGUAUGGUUCUGGAUCUUGCAGCCCUUACUCCUACCGGUACAGCAGAUACAGACAGCCAGGCAGCUGUGGGCCCUGCUAA